Messenger RNA from Crotalus tigris (Tiger rattlesnake), 4295 nucleotides. RefSeq lists its product as uncharacterized. The coding region runs from base 1262 to 2719 and encodes 485 amino acids. The transcript is spliced from 2 exons. NCBI's taxonomy places the organism in Eukaryota, Metazoa, Chordata, Lepidosauria, Squamata, Viperidae. The record is from RefSeq and is a predicted model, not a curated record.
AUGACAUAACAGCCCCAAGACUGGGACUAAUGUAGAGUUUCAGGAAAAAAAUAACAUACCAUAGAGACUCUGUAAACGAAGAGGAAGAGAAGGGAAAAGUGGGCACACAGAAAUUUAGCUGGAGAGCAACCAUCACCGGCUCUUUCAGGCUACUGAGGCAUCGUCCGCGGCUACCUACCCUGCCGUGUUUCGGCGCUUCGUCUCUAUUUGUCAGCAUAGGAGUUUAGUCUUAAACCGAGAUUUCUUUUAACAGGCUUUAAGAUAUUUCGUCUUCAAAUUUAAUAUUUUUCCCCGGCAUGAUUUUGGCGCCCCCUCUGGCCAGUCGAAGGAAUCAGCCCGCAGAUGUGCUCAAGGGGACGGGGUGCAAGGAUCAUUUUAGGAGGUCGUUCGUGUCUGGAAAGAGGCGGCCGGCGUUUGGGGACCCCACGGUCACGAAGGACAACGCUAGAAAGGGGCCACGCGGGACAACUGCCUGGAGCGGGCUCCAUAACUGGUCAGCCCGCGAAGCCUCUCACUAGUGCAGAGCGUGGGAAAAAAAGACUGGCAAGUUUUUCCUUACUCCUGUCUUUCUGAAGCCUUCGGAAUUUUUUUAAGACGGUGUGGACUUCAACUCCCAGAAUUCUUGAGUUAGGGAAUUCGGGGAGUUGAAGUCCCCGCGUCUUAAAGUGUUCCAGGAUUUAAAGAGACUGCCUUAGCCAGGUGAACCUGCGGCAAGGAGUCGUGCUUUGUGUUUUUCCCGUUCUCUGCAAAAGCAUUUGCGAUGGACCUUGUUGCUGGUCUCAACGACGUGACGAGAAGAGACACGCAUCUUGGAGAAGUGAGAGGAAACUUGGGGUCUGUGCGAGGUUGGAGGGAGAGACCGUGAAUGGUUCUGCAGGGAUGGCUGCUUUCUACUUGUUUGUAUAAUGAAUCCAUUUAUUAAGAAACUUACUUUUAACUGUUUUCUUGGGAGGUUCCACUUUUGAACAGGACUUACUUUUAAGUGGAUCAUUCAGGACCAUCAGCUUCCUGAUCUAGACAGAUGAUUGGUGCUUCUUUUUACAAAAAAAUAUAUAUGCUGGAAUGGAAUUCCCACUGAUGGUUCUAUGACAUCACAGCUAAAAUGAUCAGUCAGAAUCAAAGCACAUUCUCUGGUUUUUAACCUCUUCCCAAGUCCCAUGGAUGCUAGGAAGUACCCAAGCACAGAGAUUUCGAAUAUUUAAUGCCAUUGCAUGAGAAGACAUGUUUGGUGCUGCUUUCAUAAACCUUGGUCUUUCCUCGUAUGGGUGCCUGCAUCCCCAAAAGCAUACCUCCAACACCACUAAGUACAGAAAACUUACUGUCAGCACUCAACACUUUGCAGAUCGGUAACCGGGAAUCUGACGAGAUGGUGAGGGCUUGCUUAGAUCAUGCUGCCCAAGAGUUCCAUCGUGAGCCUCACUGUCUACGAGAUAAUGCCACCUUGACGAUUCAGGUGAGAGGAAGAAAGAUAAUGGAGUUUGUCUCUGGUGGAGGAGAAAACAAGAUUGUAGUUUCUUGGUUAAAAGGAAAAAUACACUACCAUAUUGAGAUCUCCACCUUGGAAGUGUAUUUAAAUCGAUUGUCUCUUUCUCCACCUCCGCUAACCUCUGAGAACUUGGAGAAGGUGAGACAGGAGCUUGCUAAAUGGGACAGCAUUACUAAGGAACUGCAGGCUUGCUUGGAUGUGGCUAUAACAGAGUUUGAGAAGGAACCCCCUUCAGUGAAGAACAAUGCUGAACUGACUAUUGAGUGUGGUAAUUCCUGCUUAGAUUUCAUUUCUGGAAAGGGGAGGUCCCGUAUCCACAUCUUCCUUUCUGAUAAACAACCUCACUAUCGGGUUAGAGUUUCUUCUUUGGAUGUCUAUUUAGACAGGUUGAGCUAUCGCACAAUGUUGCUCACCACAGAAAACUUGAUGAAACUAUGGAAAGAAACAGAAGACCUUAAAGGAUGUACAGUAGACCUCCGAGCCUGCCUCAAGCGAGCUUUACAGGAGUUUAAUACUUUGUCCCCACAACACCGGGCCAAUGCCACUGUCUUCUUUGACUGUGAUGGGAAGAACUUCAAGAUGGUUUCUGGGCAUGGAGAUAACUGGAUCUCUAUCUUCAACAUUAUUGGAGAUCAACAUUGCCGCAGAGAAGUCGUUCUAGCAUUGGGAGAGGUGGAGACAUCAAGCAAAGUAACAGGGAAAUAUGGGAAAGAAGGUCCAUCAUUUUGGAUAAGAAGAUCAGAAGCAAAGAGAAGUGCAGAGGAAGGUCCAUCUAGUCUAGCCUGGAGAACAUCUAACCAGCCAAAAGGGCUGGCCAUUGGGAAAAAAUCUAAAAAAGGGCCAUGCAUUAUGAACGAGUUAAAAGAAUUUGCAUCAAAUGAUAGAAAAGCGAAUGAAGAAACAAUGUUUGUUCAGGGAAGAACACUUUCCAGUGGGAAAGAAACAGAUACUGGACUCCCCAAUAGGAGGGCACCGGGAAAAGAACUUAAUCUUCUACCAAAAUUAUUAUCAGCUAGUACCAAGAAACCUCAGUCUGAUAGAAAAGAAAGGGAUCUUGCUGGACCACUGAGUUUAUACAGUGGGACAACAACAGAAGUGGUACUGGUUCAUGGAAAGAAUGAAGAAGUAGAUAGUGAAGCAGCAGCAUCUAAUGACUCCAGUGAAGAAGACUCAUCUAACAUUCCAGAUAAAUCCUCUGAUAGCAGACAGGGAGAUGAUGGACCAGAAAGAUGACUCAUCUAGAAGAUUAAAGAGCCAGGAUAAUGUGAUAGCCAGUCCAUUGACUGGUAAAAUGAUGGAUCGAUUCCAGAGACAGAGUAGUGUUUCUGGAUCUGGAAAAACAGAGGGCUGGUCCAUCAAAUGAAUUGUGCAAGAAUGAUAACGAAUAAAUGAUCUAUGGACCUGAGAUUCUUGUCCCUUACAGUGUCUUUCUGUAGGCUCUUUUCCCAAUAGUGCCAGUAUGUCCUUAAGCUGGUUCUGUAAGAAUUUCUUAGUAAUUUACUUUUGUUCCCCCCAAAAAGCUGAUUAUUUUUUUGUCCCAUUUGUUUUCUGUUUUAGAAUUUCUAAAUCAUUUAAAUGGGUUGACUUUGUAGAUUGUGUUGAUAUUUCAAGGCGGCUGAAAGUAACAAAAAUGUAAAAAAAUACAGAGUGUAGGAAUAUGAUAGGGCUAUCAGUCAUCUGAAAAAUCACCCUACUUACCUAAGUUAAGUCAAGGAUACAGAGUAACAUUCCCAUGAUUAAGUCAGUGUCCCUGUUUGUUUUGUUGUAGCGACAUUGACCAUGAUUAGAAACUUCAUGACUGAUAUUAAUUCUGAAACAGUUACAAUUUUGAGAGGCUAAAUGUAAAUGUAGAUGUUUUCAGAUCAGCAUCCUCCAUGCAUUUCUUUUUUCUCAUUAUUUGAACCAUAAAUUUGUUUGUAUUUGGUCAAAUGAAUGAAUGAAUGAAUUAGAACUUUUUUAAAAAUAUUGCUUUCUGUGGCCAAAACAUCUUAAAAAGUAGUUUAAAGAAUCAUUGAAAUUCAAAGCAUCACUAAGUAAUAUAUUCAAUAUCAAGUCAUAUAAAGGAGUUUGUUUGUUUGUUUGUUUUUAAAAAAGGAAGAACACAAUGUUAUAUAGGUGAGUUUAUCUGAGUUCAGAUCUGGUUUACAAGUCAAACAAUGCAGGAAUUUGUUCCCAAAAUGGAUUUAAAAGUGGUCCAUUCUCAGAAAGCAGAGAGAAUGGUUCAGACAAGGAAACCAAUGAAGAAAAGAGCUAUUGUGACUUCCGGUUCUGGUUCGCGGCGACUCCGGUCAUGUAAAGAGACUUGUCUCUCCACCGGCUGUGUUUUCUUCGCCCGUAGACCCCCUAGUGGGUCAAAAGUCACCCUGGAGGGGUGACCACCGAGGAGGAGGCUUGCUGGUGACUGUGGGAGGGUGGCAGCUUCUUUCGCGGCUCCAGCUAACUCCUUAGGGCUGACGGAGCAAAGAUCAUCCUUCAAGAUGUCCGAUUCCUUAGCUAUAUCACCUGAAAGUCAGAGGUACAUCUAAGCUUGAAAGACCCACCGCAGAUGAUCCAGGUGAGACCUCUCCUUCUCCUCUCUUCACCCUACUUGAUUGUUUGCCUGAAAAAGCUCUAUUGGAAUUAAUUCCCUGCCUUGAAAGAGCAGCAUUUGUAUGUGUGGGAAGAAAAACACCUGAAUAAAAAGACAGAACAAGUAAUUUCAAUGAUUAUAUUUUACUUUCAUUUACUUUGGGGUACAAAAAAAAUUUUUUUAGAGCUUUACUAUCAUAUUUUUUUCCACCUUUUCCUUUAAAAGAGAGAAAAAAGGAAA